UCUCUCUUCUCCUUCACUUGGCCUUUCACUUAUGCCUUAUCGGCCAUUAGAAUGUGAGCCCUCUAUUUAAUAGACACUUGUAUUAUCGUUAUCUUUUGUUCCAAGUCUUGGACUGAUAUCCUUUGGUUUGACAGUAUCACGGCUGUUGACGCCUUUCUUCCUUUUUGUUGAGAAAUGGAGAAUCCCUCGUCUGAAACCACAUCGGAGAAGGCGACCAUUAAUAAUCUAUCUGAUAUCUUUGUCAUCAUCGGCUACUUCAUUCUGGUCAUUGGAGUGGGCGUCUGGGUUAGUAGUACACCUAUCUGUAUACCUGUCUACAGGUCUGUAGCCAUAGUUUUGAAUCUACAUAGUUUUAAAUUAUACAUGUAUAAUUUAUCAUAAUGAUGUCAUUUCAAACUGGGUAUUUGUAUAGCUCAUAACACUUAUUGACAUGUACAAUACAGUAGAGUAGGCAUAUGUCAUGAGGUAAACCACUGCUUAGGGCUUACAUCCAGUAAAUGUCCUGUCUUCCAGUCUAUGUUUCGGACCAACCGUGGCACUGUGGGAGGCUACUUUUUGGCAGGACGGACCAUGACAUGGUGGCCAGUGAGUUCAACUUGAUCUUUAACCUCUUUGACAACUCUUGUAUUUUAACCCUUAUUAACCUGUAUUUUAACUAACCCUUUGGGACUGCUUCCACUAGUUUUUGCAGUCACCUUUCCUGUCUUGCCCAGUCCCAUUGUAUACAGUGGUUUGCGAAAGUAUUCACCCCUCUUGGCAUUUUUUGUUGCCUUACAACCUGGAAUUAAAAUUGUUUUUUUUUUUUGGGGGGGGUGGUUUGUAUCAUUUGAUUUACACAACAUGCCUACCACUUUGAAGAUGCAAAAUAUGUUUUAUUGUGAAACAAACAAGAAAUAAGACAAAAAAACUGAAAAAUUGAGCGCCCAUAACUAUUCACCCCCCCAAAGUCAAUAUUUUGUAGAGCCACCUUUUGCAGGAAUGACAGCUGCAAGUCUCUUGGGGUGUGUCGCCACUGGGAUUUUUGCCCAUUCUUCAAGGCAAAACUGCUCCAGCUCCUUCAAGUUGGAUGGGUUCCGCUGGUUUACAGCAAUCUUUAAGUCAUACCACAGAUUCUCAAUUUGAUUGAGGUCUGGGCUUUGACUAGGCCAUUCCAAGACAUUUAAAUGUUUCCCCUUAAACCACUCGAGUGUUGCUUUAGCAGUAUGCUUAGGGUCAUUGUCCUGCUGGAAGGUGAACCUCCGUCCCAGUCUCAAAUCUCUGGAAGACUAAAACAGAUUUCCCUCAAGAAUUUCCCUGUAUUUAGCGCCAUCCAUCAUUCCUUCAAUUCUGACCAGUUUCCCAGGACCCUGCCAGUGAAAAUUAUCCCCACAGCAUGAUGCUGCCACCAUCAUGCUUCACUGUGGGGAUGGUGUUCUCGGGGUGAUGAGAGGUGUUGGGUUUGCGCUAGACAUAGGGUUUUCCUUGAUGGCCAAAAAGCUCAAUUUCUGUCUCAUCUGACCAGAGUACCUUCUUCCAUAUGUUUGGGGAGUCUCCCACAUGCCUUUUGGCGAACACCAAACGUGUUUUCUUAUUUAAGCAAUGGCUUUUUUCUGGCCACUCUUCCGUAAAGCCCAGCUCUGUGGAGUGUAUGGCUUAAAGUGGUCCUAUGGACAGAUCCUCCAAUCUCCGCUGUGGAGCUUUGCAGCUCCUUCAGGGUUAUCUUUGGUCUCUUUGUUGCCUCUCUGAUUAAUGCCCUCCUUGCCUGGUCUGUGAGUUUUGGUGGGCGGCCCUCUCUUGGCAGGUUUGUUGUGGUGGCAUAUUCUUUCCAUUUUUUAAUAAUGGAUUUAAUGGUGCUCCGUGGGAUGUUCAAAGUUUCUGAUAUUUUUUUAUAACCCAACCCUGAUCUGUACUUCUCCACAACUUUGUCCCUGACCUGUUUGGAGAGCUCCUUGGUCUUCAUGGUGCUGCUUGCUUGGUGGUGCCCCUUGCUUAGUGGUGUUGCAGACUCUGGGGCCUUUCAGAACAGGUGUAUAUAUUGAGAUCAUGUGACACUUAAAUUGCACACAGGUGGACUUUAUUUAACUAAUUAUGUGACUUCUGAAGGUAAUUGGUUGCACCAGGUCUUAUUUAGGGGCUUCAUAACAAAGGGGGUGAAUACAUAUGCACGCACCACUUUUCCGUUAUUUAUUUUUUAGAAUUUUUUGAACCAAGUUAUUUUUUUAAUUUCACUUCACCAAUUUGGUCUAUUUUGUGUAUGUCCAUUACAUGAAAUCCAAAUAAAAAUCAAUUUAAAUUACAGGUUGUAAUGCAACAAAAUAAGAAAAACGCCAAGGGGGAUGAAUACUUUUGCAAGGCACUUUACAUUACAGCCUGUAUGUGUGUUAAAGGACAAUACCACUCCAAAAUGAUUUUUUGGUAUUUGUUUAAUUAGUACACUGUUGAUACAGUCCCAAAAUGUUUUGCAUGUCAGCAGUCAAGUUCUCAAGAUACAGGAUUUUCAAGAAGCAAAGUGUCACAUGCCACAUCAUCAUGAUUAUGUGUUUUUCCUUUAACAGUUCUCCCCCGUCUCUCUCUCUAGGUUGGAGCGUCCCUGUUUGCUAGUAAUAUUGGUAGUGGUCACUUUGUGGGCCUUGCUGGUACUGGAGCGGCCAGUGGAAUUGCUGUGGGGGGGUUUGAGUGGAAUGUAAGUAUAAUUUGCCCCCUUAAAAUAUGUUAUUACAGGGUUUCGAGUACACGUGUGACAAUACUUUGUAAUAUGUGCUGAUCAGGAAAUUGAGAUUCUUCUGACAUUGGAGCCCUCUUUCUCUACCCAGGCUUUGUUUAUCGUGCUCCUAUUGGGCUGGCUGUUUGUCCCCGUCUACCUCACAGCGGGGGUAAGUUACACAAGACCAUUAUAUGCCAGCUAACAUGGCAUACUGGGGAGAUUUGUGUCCAUUUGUCUGUAAUUUCUGCAUUUCCGUUGCUUAGGUAAUUACAAUGCCUCAGUACCUGAAGAAGAGGUUUGGGGGAACCAGGAUCAGUCUGUACCUCUCCGUCAUUUCUCUGUUUCUCUACAUCUUCACCAAGAUCUCUGUGAGUCUAGACCAGGGCUCCCCAACCCUGUUCCUGGAGAGCUACCGUCCUGUAGGUUUUUGCUCCAACCCUAAUCUAGCGCACCUGAUUCUAAUUAUUAGCUGGUUGAUAAGAUGAAUCAGGUUAGUUACAACUGGAGUUACAGCGAAAUCCCACAGGAGGGUGGCUCUCCAGGAACAGGGUUGUAGAGCCCUGGUCUAGGACAAAACUAGGGGGUAUUGUUUGUAACAUGCUAUAAACUUCCCCCACAGUCCUUUAUCAUUACAUUUUCUUCAAUAUUGAUAGUAUCUGUGGUAUUUCUAAGUCUCCUGAGUUCUGUCAUUUGGAUUGAGGUAUGGAAGGUAUUGAGGUAUAAACAUACCCAUGAACCAAUCUGACUGUCCUCAUCUCUCUCUCCAGGUGGACAUGUUCUCUGGGGCUGUGUUCAUACAACAGGCUCUAGGCUGGAACAUCUAUGUGGCUGUGAUAGCUCUCCUCUCCAUCACAGCUCUGUACACAGUCACAGGUAACAUCUGUUUGAUCAAAUUAUACACAAAAUGCUUUCAUUACUUGUUGUAGAAAAGGCUGUCCACGAUUAAAGAGAGGUCAUGUUUGGAAAAGAUGACCCAUAGGAAAAAACAGGGCCUUGAGCAUUUUGUCUGUUACCCACGACCCAAAUGUAGGGUGUAGGAUCAUCUAGAGGUGAAUAUAGACUCAUUCUAUUUUGUGUGUGUAUCCUCCAGUACCCCCAACAGUCAGUACAUAUUGUUGUGGCCCUGGACAAGCACAGCUGAUUCUACUUGUCAACUUAUCAUCAAACCCUUGACAAGUGGAAUCAGGUGUUUUUGUCCAGGGCUACAACACAAAUGUGUGCUGUUGGGGGUACUGGAGUUGGGAAACACUGUCCUAGAUCAGGGUUUCCCAAACUCGGUCCUGGGGCCCCCCCUGGGUGCACCUUUUGUUUUUUGUCCCAGCACUACACAGCUGUUUCAAAUAACCAACUUAUCAUCAAGCUUUGAUUAUUUGAAUCAGCUGUGUAGUGCUAGGACAAAAACCAAAACGUGCACACAGGGGGGCCCCAGGAUCGAGUUUGGGAAACCCUGUACUAUAUGACCUCAGUAGUUUGUUCAUCAACUGGGUUAUUGUUGCCUAGUCACCUUACCCCUAUACAUAUCUACCUCCAUCACUCCAGUAUCCCUGCACAUGUAAAUAUCGUAUUGGAACUGACUUUUUAAAAUAUUUCCUGUAUAUAGUAUGCUUACUUACUUUAUUGUGUAUUUUAUAUUUCUUAUUUCUAGUGUGCUUUUUUCUAGUAAUAUAUUGUUAUUGAUUAUUGCAUUGUUGGGUUUUGAGUUUGCAAGAAAGGCGUUUCAAUGUACUUGUGCAUGUGACAUUGAAACUUGAAACGUAUUAAUCUGUAAUGAUCUGUUUUGCUCACUAGGGGGCCUAGCUGCUCUGAUGUACACGGACACCGUCCAGACAUUCGUCAUCAUCGCUGGCGCCUUCAGCCUCACAGGUUUCGGUAAAUUCAGAGUCCUGUGUCCAGAGUGCCACACAUUCCACCUUGUUGACUCCACUUGUUACUCAACGCAUGACGGAGUAACAAUAAAUGGAGACGUUUCUUUAUCAGUGCUUAAAUGUCGUUUUAUGUUUUUUUAUUUAUUAUUUUACCUUUAUUUAACUAGGCAAGUCAGUUAAGAACAAAUUCUUAUUUACAAUGACGGCCUACCGCGGCCAAACCCGGACGACGCUGGGCCAAUUGUGCGCUGCCCUAUGGGACGCCCAUUCACAGCCGGUUGUGAUACAGCCUGGAAUCAAACCAGGGGGUCAGUAGUGACGCCUCAAGCACUGAGAUACAGUGCCUUGGACCGCUGCGCCACUCGGGAGCCCCCAAGACCACUGUACUUUUUGUUUAUGCACACGUGUAUAUAUGACGUAAUGUAUAAUAACUGAUACCAAUGCUGUAUAGAUUGUCAUGUAUUAAAGAUAGUGUACCUCCAAAUGAAAUACUGUACGAUGUUUUGACUGACUGCAUUUAGUGUCUCAAAACUCUAUUUGAGUGGUCCACAAUGUGACUUUUAAAAUGUGUAUUUUGUAUUGUAAACUAUUCUAUCAUUGUGGAGUGACACUUUAAUAAAUAUUUCUAACUCAUGACUCAACUGGUCAUGAUGAAUUAGCUGCUGUGUCCAGUGGAUGUGUUAGUGCAGCCCUUCCUCACUCACUCACUCCCUUCAUCCAACCUCCCUCCCUCCUCUCAUCUACCACUUCCUUGAUCCAGCUUCACUGUAGACCCACUAUAGAUCCCCCAGUCCACUCCUCCUGACCUCUGCUCCCUAUGUGACAUUGUGCGUGUGUCCCUCCUCCUUUCUCUUCCUGUCCUCAGCCUUCUUUGAGGUGGGGGGCUACAAUGCUCUGCUGGAGAAGUACAGGUUAGCACUGCCCUCCAAGAAUCAGUCCCUGGAGCCCCAGCGCUACAACAUCACCCCCCAGUGCUUCACCCCCCGAGACGACGCCUUUCAGCUGCUCAGGGACCCUGUGACCGGGGACCUGCCCUGGCCGGGGGUCAUCUUUGGCAUCGCCAUCGUGGGCGGCUGGUAUUGGUGCACCGACCAGGUAAAUAAGCUCAUAGGAACACAGUGGAUGGAAUUCAUAUGUGCGUUUAUUUUAUAGUGCAUUUACUGUAGAUGACCCAUUCAAAACGGUGAUUAGAUUUAAGUUGGCACAUUGCUGACUCAAUCUAAUUUGAAUGGGUUACAUAAUGUUGAUGUCUGGUCUGCUCAUUCUGUUGCUAUGGUGUGUGAUACUUAAAUUCGCUGGAUGUGAAACAACAUGGAUCAGAUUGGAAGAUUGAAUCGUUGGUUGAGUUGAUCUGGAAUCUUCCCCCAUGUCUGUGUGUAUAGGUGAUCGUGCAGCGCUGCCUGGCGGCCCGCAGUCUGACCCAUGUGAAGGCGGGUUGCAUCAUGUGUGGAUACCUGAAACUGCUCCCCAUGUUCCUUAUGGUGUUCCCCGGAAUGAUCAGCCGCGUGCUCUUCCCAGGUGAGUUCCCAAAAUAAGCCAUCAUAGGAUUGACAAAGAGUUGAAUGGAGAGUUUGAUCUUUUAGGUUCAUCAACAGGGAAACAAGCACAGAGCAAAAAACUAAAUAAAAGACAGCUUGUUACACUUUUGAUGCCUCUCUCUUUUACCCUGAAGAUGUAUGAGAGUGUGUGUGUGUGGUGUUCCCUCUCUAUUCCUCCUGUCAUUAUGGUUACAGAGCCUGUCUUCUCUCUGAUAGAUGAGGUGGGUUGUGUGGUGCCAGAAGUGUGUAAGCAGGUGUGUGGGACGGAGGUGGGCUGCUCCAACAUCGCCUACCCCAAACUGGUGGUCUCUGUGAUGCCCGAUGGUGAGAAGUCUCUCUCCUCUGCUGAACUAGUUGCUCAGAUCUGAGUGGCACUUUUACUGUAUAUAUAUAUUUUUACACACAAUUUACUGCGUGCAGUUGUGUGUCGAUGGCUACCAUGGUUAUCUCUCCCAUCAUCUUACCUUAAUCUUCCUCCCCCCUCCCCCUCCAUCUCCUCUCUCCCAGGUCUGAGGGGCCUGAUGCUGGCGGUCAUGCUGGCGGCCCUGAUGAGCUCCCUGGCUUCCAUCUUCAACAGCAGCAGCACGCUGUUCACCAUGGACAUCUGGACCCGCUUCAGACCACAGGCCAGAGAGAGCGAGCUCAUGGUCGUUGGCAGGUCUGGGCCUUUUUUCCCUUGGUUUACAUAGGAAAAACUUGGUUUAGGUAGACAAGUUCAGCUGUCCCAGACCAUUUGCUGGAGUAGGUCAAUAUAAUGUAUGUUCCAAUAAAAUGGCUGCCUCACUUACUCUGUCUCUCCCUCUCAGAGUGUGGGUCCUCGUCAUCGUAGCCGUCAGUAUCUGUUGGAUCCCUGUGGUCCAGGCGGCCCAGAGCGGUCAGCUGUUUGACUACAUCCAAUCAGUGACCAGCUAUCUGGCCCCGCCCAUCGCCUCAGUCUUCUUCCUGGCUGUGUUUGUGAAGAGGGUCAAUGAGCAGGUGAGGUCAGAGGGUGUGUUGUGUUCUACAGUCGUGGUCAAAACGUUUUGAGAAUGACACAAGUAUUGGUCUUCACAAAGUUCGCUGCUUCAGUGUUAUGAGAUAUUUUUGUCAGAUGUUACUAUGGUAUACUGAAGUAUAAUUACAAGCAUUCCAUAAGUGUCAAAGGCUUUUAUUGACAAUUACAUUAAGUUUAUGCAAAGAGUCAAUAUUUGCAGUGUUGACCCUUCUUUUCUCAAGACCUCUGCAAUCCACCCUGGCAUGCUGUCAAUUAAAUUCUGGGCCACAUCCUGACUGAUGGCAGCACAUUCUUGCAUAAUCAAUGUUUGGAGUUUGUCAGAAUUUGUGGGUUUUUGUUUGUCCACCCGCCUCUUGAGGAUCGACCACAAGUUCUCAAUGGGAUUAAGGUCUGGGGAGUUUCCUGGCCAUGGACCCAAAAUGUCGAUGUUUUGUUCCCAGAGCCACUUAGUUAUCACUUUUGCCUUAUGGCAAGGUGCUCCAUCAUGCUGGAAAAGGCAUUGGUCGUCACCAAACUGUUCUUGGAUGGUUGGGAGAAGUUGCUCUCGGAGGAUGUGUUGGGACCAUUCUUUAUUCAUGGCUGAGUUCUUAGGCAAAAUUGUGAGUGAGCCCACUCCCUUGGCUGAGAAGCAGCCCCACACAUGAAUGGUCUCAGGAUGCUUUACUGUUGGCAUGGCACAGGACUGAUGGUAGCGCUCACCUUGUCACAAGUUGUUUUCCGGAUGCCCCAAACAAUCGGAAAGGGGAUUCAUCAGAGAAAAUGACUUUACCCCAGUCCUCAGCAGUCCAAUCCCUGUACCUUUUACAGAAUAUCAGUCUGUCCCUGAUGUUUUUCCUGGAGUGAAGUGGCUUCUUUGCUGCCCUUCUUGACACAAGGCCAUCCUCCAAAAGUCUUUGCCUCACUGUGCGUGCAGAUGCACUCACACCUGCCUGCUGCCAUUCCUGAGCAAGCUCUGCACUGGUGGUGCACCGAUCCCGCAGCUGAAUCAACUUUAGGAGACGGUCCUGGCGCUUGCUGGACUUUCUUGGGUGCCCUGACGCCUUCUUCACAACAAUUGAACCUCUCUCCUUGAAGUUCUUCAUGAUCCGAUAAAUGGUUGAUUUAGGUGCAAUCUUACUAGCAGCAAUAUCCUUGCCUGUGAAGCCCUUUUUGUGCAAAGUAAUGAUGAUGGCACGUGUUUCCUUGCAGGUAACCAUGGUUAACAGAGUAAUAACAAUGAUUUCAAGCACCACCCUCCUUUUAAAUCGUCCAGUCUGUUAUUCUAACUCAAUCAGCAUGACAGAGUGAUCUCCAGCCUUGUCCUCGUCAACACUCUCACCUGUGUUAAUGAGAGAAUCACUGACAUGAUGGCAGCUGGUCCUUUUGUGGCAGGGCUGAAAUGCAGUGGAAAUGUUUUUUUGGGGGAUUAAGUUCAUUUUCAUGGCAAAGAGGGACUUUGCAAUUAAUUGCAAUUCAUCUGAUCACUCAUGACAUUCUGGAGUAUAUGCAAAUUGCCAUCAUCAAAACUGAUGCAGCAGACUUUGUGAAAAGUAGUAUUUGUGUCAUUCUCAAAACCUUUGACCACGACUGUAGUUACAGAGCAAAUUGUUGUGAGAGGGCAUAGUUGAGAGAGAGGACAUAUGGAAAGCAUUGGCGAUGCAGCCUAUGAAUGUGAGAGAGACAUCUGGGCCCGUAUUCACAAGGCAGGACUGCCGAUCUCGAAUCAGCCCCCCCCCCCCCCCCGUUCAUAUAACCUUAUUCAAUAUGAUCUAAAAUGCAAAACUGAUUCUAGAUCAGCACUCCUACUCUGAGACUCUUUAUGAAUACAGGCCCAGAACAACUUUUCCUUCUUUGAUUACUUUGGUACUAAAUUGACAUUUCUUUCUUUCAGGGGGCGUUUUGGGGCCUGAUGGGGGGCCUAGCUAUGGGGCUGUGCCGUAUGGGGCCAGAGUUUUGGUUUGGCUCAGGCAGCUGCCUGUUCCCCUCAGACUGCCCCACUCUGGUGUGUGGGGUUCAUUACCUCUACUUCGCUGUGCUCCUCUUCUUCUGCACCUCCAUCCUGGUGCUGCUUGUCAGCUACUGUACACCGGCCAUAGACGACAAACAUGUGAGUGCUUGCCUCAACAUAGUCUGUUUUAUCAAAUGCCUGCAUCCAUAUCCAUUAGAUAUCAUUAAUGCAGGGGAAUCUUACCCACUAUAAUGAGAACUUACUAUAAACUCAGAUGAAUAAACCUAUGGUGGUAUGCAUCUCCCCAUCUAAUGCUCUGUGAGUGACGUCUGAUAGAACUGAACUUCUCUUCUCCUAGCUCCACCGUCUCGUGUUCAGCCUCCGCCACUCCAAGGAAGAGAGGGAUGACCUUGACUGGAAGCAGGAAGUGAAGGGGAGGAUCGCACGCAGGGAGGCAGAGGAGAAAAGCAGACACAAGUCUGAGGACAGCCCAGGUAUGACAGAAACGUACUCCCCCCACCACUACACACACGGCGCAGUCGAGCGGAUCAAAUCCAUGAUGCAUUGUGGGUAAAGUGACUGACUGAUUAGUUAUUUAUUAUGCAAGGUGUUUUGUAGAUCAGUCAGUCUUGACUCACCUGCAAAGUCAGCUGCAAUGUCUAACAAGCCCAUAAUAUUGUUUUUGAUUUCUUUCCUUUGUUAGUGGAUGCUGAAGAACCCAAAUCUGGUAUCUGUCGUAUCAUUGGCUGGUUCUGUGGCGUCAGCGCCACUCAAGCCCCAGAGCUCACAGAGGAGGAGGUUACUGAGGCGUCCAAAGAGCUGCCCGACAUCAGUGAGGAGCCCUUCUGGAAGCAUGUUGUUGAUGCUAAUGCCCUGGUUAUGA
Molecule: messenger RNA, 9890 nt
Organism: Coregonus sp. 'balchen'
Lineage: Eukaryota; Metazoa; Chordata; Actinopteri; Salmoniformes; Salmonidae
Source: the annotation of a GenBank genome assembly